Tigriopus californicus is the source of this 1535-nucleotide messenger RNA. RefSeq names its product probable cytochrome P450 6a14. NCBI's taxonomy places the organism in Eukaryota, Metazoa, Arthropoda, Copepoda, Harpacticoida, Harpacticidae. Gene Ontology annotation, molecular function: oxidoreductase activity, acting on paired donors, with incorporation or reduction of molecular oxygen; heme binding; iron ion binding. The record is from RefSeq and is a predicted model, not a curated record.
AGAAACAGCUACAAGAAGCAGUUCAAAACCCCCCUGAAAAUGAUACUGGAGAUCAUCAUCGGAAUUCUGUGCAUCAUUGGUUUUUUCUAUGUAAAGCUAAGACGACAAUGGACCUUUUGGAAAGACCACAACGUACCAUUCACUCCGCCCGAGUUUCCAUUUGGAUCUUCAGUAAUGCUCACUUGGAAUUCAUUUAGACAAAAAACUAAUUUUAAUGAAAUGGCCAGGAAUCAAGCCAUUGAUCUUGGGUUCCCAAAGUUCUACGGUAAUUACAUGUUUGGAGUACCAAAUAUGGUCGUGUGUGACCCGGAGAUGGCCAAUGACCUCGUCAAGAGUGUGGGUGAAGAAGCCAAGAGUGGAAAAACAUUCGAAUUGAAAGAAAAAUUCGGAAAGUUCAGCAUGGAUACCAUUGCCACUUGCGCCUUUGGUGUGAAUGCCAAGUCCUUCCAAGAUGAUGAUUCGACCUUUGCCAUGAAUGCUAAAGCUAUUUUCCGGAAUUCUAAAUUGGAAAUGUUGAAGAUCUUAUUGGCGUUGAUUCCUGGUGGAAAAACCGUUUUGUACAUGUUUGACACACCCAUUAGCAAGAAAGGCGUCACCAUGUUCUUUUAUGAUAUUAUUAAGGGAACCAUUGAGCAUCGAGUGAGGACCAAAACGAGACGAAAUGAUCUUGUGGAUUUGAUGAUUGACGCCAUGAAAGCCGAGAUCCCCAUUGAACAGGACAAAGAAGAGGAUGGUCGAUUUGACAAGGAUGCCAAAUUGAACCACAAAGUGGUGCAUAAGCAAGUUGAUGAGAUCACGAUGGUGGCCACAGCCUUGGUCAUUUUGGUAGCUGGAUAUGAUACUACAGCUCAAACAAUGGCAGUCACUAGUUACUUCUUGGCCAAAAAUGAAGACAUCCAAGAAAAGUUGUACCAAGAAAUUAUGGAGUGCGUGGGAGAAAUGGAGAGCGGAAGCGGUCACCCUGACUACAAUCAGAUUCAGAGUCUACCUUAUCUAGAUAUGGUCUUGCACGAGACUUUGAGAUUCAACCCAGUUCUUGGGGUUAUUACCAGAGCUUGCACCAAGGACUAUAUUAUUCCAGGCACUGAUAUUCUUCUGAAGAAAGGAAGUGAGGUUCAUAUAAAUGCCAUGGCCAUUCACGCAAAUCCCGACAUCUACCCAGAUCCAGAAAAGUACGACCCUGAACGGUUUACCAAAGAGGCCAAAUCGAACCGACAUCCGUACGCCUUCCUCGGAUUUGGUCAAGGACCCAGGAAUUGCAUUGGCAUGAGAUUUGCUCUCUUGGAGGCCAAACUGGGACUUUUUGCCGUACUGAGGAAGUACAAAUUUGUAGUUACCCCCAAGACCGUGGAUAAGUUUACCCUUGAUCCAAGUUCCGCCCUUUCCUCGCCUAAAGAACCGUUACUUGUCAAAGUUGUUGAGAGAUGAUAAAAGUAACGAAUUAAUUGUUAAAUUAGAUGAAUGCUGUAUCAAAGGAAAAUACAAUGUUUAUGUAUUUUUUUGGGUCGCCUAAGCGACAUUACAAGCUGCCACAA